Messenger RNA from Megalobrama amblycephala (Wuchang bream), 2418 nucleotides. RefSeq names its product potassium voltage-gated channel subfamily F member 1-like. The coding region runs from base 367 to 1848 and encodes 493 amino acids. The record is from RefSeq and is a predicted model, not a curated record. Lineage: Eukaryota; Metazoa; Chordata; Actinopteri; Cypriniformes; Xenocyprididae. Gene Ontology annotation, molecular function: voltage-gated potassium channel activity; protein binding. Gene Ontology annotation, cellular component: voltage-gated potassium channel complex; membrane. The transcript has 2 exons. Gene Ontology annotation, biological process: protein homooligomerization; potassium ion transmembrane transport.
AUAAGUGCAAAAAGUUGAACAAAGUUGAAAUACCAUUAGAAGUCAAAGAUGUAGUAUUUUAAAAUGUAGGCUAUCAAUUAUAACCACUAUAAGAGUGCAUAUGUUUUAUUACUGCAUGAGUUGCAAGCUGUUCUAGGUCAUUCAAUCCGAAAACAUAAAUUAUGACUCUCUCCACCCCUCCCAUCACGCCUUCUCCAUCUCUCUACACACUCACACUCAACACACCUUAGUAUUGCUCCUCUCACCAGUCUUUAACUCAUGUUGCGCUCUUUCGGAUUUAUUCAGCUCUCCACACGGACAUCAUGCAGCUGAAGUCCGAAGCUUUUUGAGACUUUCUUCACUGGUUUUGGUCCAAAUAUAAGUGUCAUGUGGGAGUUCUCGAGGACUCGUUACGCGGACUGUAACGGCUCAGAGGUGAGCGAGGAGACGGAGAUUGCUGUAAACAUUGGUGGUGUCAAGCACAUUCUCUACGGGGACGUCCUGAACCGAUAUCCCGAGACGCGUUUGGCGGAGCUGGUGAACCGCUCCACGAAUUCCACACAAGAAGAUCUCUCUGCGCUCUGCGAUGACUACGACGAAUUAAAGCGAGAGUUUUAUUUCGAUAGAGACCCAGAGGCUUUUAAAUGCAUCCUAGAGCUGUACUACUACGGAGAGAUUCACAUGAAGCGAGGAAUCUGUCCCAUGUGCUUCAUGAGAGAGAUGGACUAUUGGGGGAUCGACACGGAGUAUCUGGAUGAAUGCUGCAGAAGUAAUUUAAAUGAGACGGAGACUGAGCUGGCGGAAAUAGCAGAGAAGGUCAAGACCAUCCUGGACGACCUGGAGGAGGAUGCAACGAUGACUAGAGGCCAGAGGUGCCAAGCGUUCCUGUGGAAACUCAUGGAGAAACCAGAGUCAUCUUUAGCCGCGCGCGUAAUCGCAGUUGUGUCGUUCGCGUUUAUCCUGCUCUCCUCUGUGGUCAUGUGUGUGGGUACCAUCCCGGAGCUCCAAGUGCAAGAUGCCGCGGGUAACCUGGUGGAACAUCCGACCCUUGAGUCCAUCGAGACGGCUUGCAUCAUCUGGUUCACCGUGGAAUAUAUUUUGCGCCUCGUGUCCUCUUCUAACAAAUUGCACUUUGUGUUUUCCUUCAUGAAUUUAAUAGACUUUCUAGCUAUCAUGCCGUUUUACGUAGUGUUGAUUCUUACGCAUUUGGGCACUGCUAUGAUGGAGCUCGCCAACGUCCAGCAGGCAGUGCAGGCAUUACGCAUCAUGCGCAUUGCGCGCAUCUUCAAACUUGCGCGCCAUUCAUCAGGUCUGCAAACUCUCACUUUCGCGCUCAAAAGCAGCUUGAAAGAGCUGGGUCUGCUGCUCAUGUACAUGAGCGUGGGGAUUUUCCUGUUCUCGGCGCUGGGAUACACAAUGGAGCAGAGCCACCCGGAUACCAUGUUCACCAGCAUCCCACAGUCCUUUUGGUGGGCCAUCAUUACAAUGACUACUGUGGGGUAUGGAGACAUCUACCCUAAAACCACGCUGGGCAGGUGUAACGCUGCUGUCAGUUUUCUGUGUGGCGUAAUAGCUAUCGCGUUGCCAAUCCACCCGAUUAUUAACAACUUUGUCAUUGUUUACAGUAAGCAGCGUGUACUUGAAACAGCUGCCAAGCAUGAGAUCGAACUCAUGGCGUUACGCGCGAAGGAGGAAGCGCAGGAGUGUCAGGAGGCUGGAAAAAUGGCUUCGGCUGGCAACAGCUCGGUGUGGGACAGUGCGGCUGUGAGCGCGUCACAGAGUUACACAUACAUCCCGUUACUUGGUGAAAAAGGCCAACCUGCCCACAAACGCAAGAACAAGUCGAUCAAUAUGAACAGUUCGCUGUGAUUACAGCCUGAAAACAGGCUAAGCUCAAUCAGUGUAGUGUAAUCUAUCUAUCUAUCUAUCUAUCUAUCUAUCUAUCUAUCUAUCUAUCUAUCUAUCUAUCUAUCUAUCUAUCUAUCUAUCUAUCUAUCUAUACGCUCCAUACGCUCCAACUCUGUUCAGAAAAGAAUAAAAUAAAUGAUUAGUUACUAAGGGUAAAUACAAAUUUAUUUACUGAAGAACAUUAAAAAUAAAACAAUGCAGAAGUAAAUUAAAAGGGACAUGUAAAUAAAAUGUAUAUUUCAAACUUAAACGGUUUGCCAAAUAAGAGCAAAAAUCAAUCAUUUCAAUCUUAUAGACAUCAAAUGCUUAAAGACUCAUGGUCUCUGAAGAUAUCUUACAGUAAUGACAAUAUCUGACUGAUCUCUUAACUGAACAAGCAUGAAGGAAGAAAAAUGACUAUGUCUUUAUUAUGCAAUUAGUGUACUCUGAAGCAUAAAACAACAAUCACAACCUAAUUUGUAUACAUUUUUGUAACAUAAUUAACAUAAUAUAUGAUUUAAUUAUCUUCCAAAUAAAAUGAUUAGGAGGUUG